CCGGCCGUGGAGAGAGAGCCUGGGGACUGCGCACCGACCGGCCCUGGAGUGCGCAGGGACCAGACACAACGGAUCUCGGGCAGGUCAGUUCUGCACAACCAGCCGGGCACCAUGAAUGGCCACGCCUCCCCUCUUGAUGUCCUGGUCACCAGUGGCACCAAGCCAACCAUCGUCCCCAAGACCACGAAGGCUGUGCAGGAAACCAGCACUCCCCCGGGGCCCCAGCCCAGGAGCGUUGCCGGGGUGCAGGUGGCGGCGUCCGGCCAGGCCCUGAGUCUCUAUGCCGCCAUGAAGCAGGGCCUCCUGCCGGAGGGGCUCGGGCUGGCUCUGCUGGAGGCCCAGGCUGCCACUGGGGGCCUCGUAGACCCUGCCCAGGGCCAGCUUCUCCCCGUGUCUGAGGCCCUGCAGCGGGGUCUGGUGGGCCUGGAGCUGAAGGAGAAGCUGCUGGCUGCAGAGCGUGCGGUCACUGGGUACCCUGACCCGUACGGGGGUGAGAAGCUGGCCCUCUUCCAGGCCAUUGGGAAGGAGGUUGUAGACAGGGCACUGGGGUGGAGCUGGCUGGAGGCCCAGCUGGCUACAGGGGGCCUGGUGGACCCCAUCCGGGGAGUACGCCUGGCCCCGGAGCUGGCCUGCCAGCAGGGCCUCCUGGACCAGGAGACGCAGCGUGGCCUGUUGGAGCGUGAGCCAGGCUUCCUGGACCCCAAUACCCUGGAGCGGCUGUCCUACAGUGAGCUGCUGAACCGCUGCGUGCGGGCCCCCCCCAUGGGGCUGGCUCUGCUGCCGCUGCAGACCACCUUCCGCACGCUGAGCGGGGCAGCGAGCUCGGCAGAGCUGCUGGAGGCUGGGAUCCUGGACGAGGAGACAGCCCAGGGCCUGCGGGAGGGCAGGCUGUCGGUGCAGGACGUGAGUGCCCGCCCCCAGGUCCGGCGCUACCUGCAGGGCACUGGCAGUGUGGCAGGGGUCGUCCUGCUGCCCGCCGGCCGCAAGAAGAGCUUCUUCCAGGCUGUCGCUGAGCAUCUGCUCCCAAUGGGCGCCACACUCCCACUCCUCGAGGCCCAGGCUGCUACCUGUGCUCUGGUGGAUCCGGCGACUGGCCGGAGGCUUGGCGUGGACGGCGCGGUCAGGGCAGGCCUGGUUGGCCCAGAGCUGCAUGGGCAGCUCCUGGAGGCUGAGCAGGCAGUGGCCGGGUUCCACGACCCCUUCAGCGGCACCCGCAUCCCCCUCUUCCAGGCCAUGAAGAAGGAGCUGGUGGACAGGCCUCUGGCGCUGCGGCUCCUGGAUGCCCAGCUGGCCACGGGUGGGCUGGUGUGUCCUGCCCGCAGGCUCCGGCUGCCCCUGGAGGCUGCCCUGCGCUGUGGCUGCCUGGACGAGGAGACGCAUCAGCAUCUUUCACAGGCCUCUGGCUUCUCGGACCCCCGCACGCAGGAGAGCCUCAGCUACGGGCAGCUGCUGGCCCGCUGUGUCACCGACCCAGAGACAGGGCUGGCCUUCUUGCCCCUCUCGGGAGAGGCCCAUGGAGAGGGGCCACAGGCACCCCCGUUCAUCGGGCACAGCACCCGGCAGGCCUUGAGCGCAGCCACGGCCGCCGUCUCGGCGGGCACGCUGCAGGGGCAGCCCGCAUCCCUGUGGGAACUGCUCUUCUCCGAGGCCGUCCCAGUGGAGCAAAGGGCGGCGCUGGCGCAGCAGCACGAGCAAGGGAGGCUGUCAGUGGAGGAGCUGGCCACUGUGCUGAGGGCCACGCUGGAGCAGGCUGCGGCUACUGCCAAGACCACCUUUUCUGGGCUGAGGGUCCCUGUGACACCCGGGGAGCUGCUGAAAGCAGAGAUCAUUGGCCAGGACACGUAUGAGCAGCUGGCGCGGGGACAGACCACAGCCCAGCAUGUAGGCAACCUGGACUCAGUGCAGAGGUACCUGCAGGGCACCGGCUGCAUCGCCGGCCUGCUGCUUCCUGACUCCCAGGAGCGGCUCAGCAUCUACGAGGCUCAAAAGAAGGGGCUAGUGCGGCCCGGCACGGCCCUGGUGCUGCUGGAGGCCCAGGCGGCCACCGGCUUCCUCAUCGACCCGAAAGAAAACAAGAGGUACUCUGUGCAGGCGGCGCUGAAGGCGGGCGUCAUCGGGCCCAGCCUGUUUGCGAAGCUGCUGUCGGCCGAGCGCGCAGUCACGGGCUACACCGACCCCUACACCGGGGAGCCCAUCUCCCUCUUCCAGGCCAUGAAGAAGGGCCUGAUCGUCAGGGACCACGGCAUCCGCCUGCUGGAGGCCCAGAUCGCCACGGGCGGCAUCAUCGACCCCGUGCACAGCCACCGGCUGCCCGUGCACGUGGCCUACCAGCGCGGCUACUUCGACCAGACGCUGAACUUGAUCCUGGCAGACCCGGGCGACGACACCAAGGGCUUCUUCGACCCCAACACGCACGAGAACCUCACCUACAUGCAGCUGCUGGAGCGCUGUGUGCGCGACGCCGAGACCGGCCUGUACCUGCUGCCGCUCAGCAGUGAGCAGCCCCAGCUGGUGGACCGCACCACCCGGCGGGCCUUCCAGAGCCGGCUGCUGUCUGUGAGCUAUGGGCGGUUCCAGGGGCAGCAGGUGUCUGCGUGGGACCUGCUCAACUCGGAGUGCCUCUGUGAGGCCCGGAGGAGGCAGCUCCUGCACAGCUACCGGCGGCGCGAGCUCUCCCUGGAGCAGGUGGCGAAGCUGCUGCAGAGGGAGUCGGCAAGGUACGCGGGCAUCAUGCUGCCCGCACUGCGGGGACACGUCACCCCUUACCAGCUCCUGGAGGCCCACAUCAUCGACCAGGAGCUCCUGGGCCAGCUGCUGGCCGGGGCAGUCAGCUCCGAGGCCCUGCUCCACAUGGACGGCGUCCGCAGGUACCUGCGUGGCUCAGGCGCUGUGGGCGGCGUCCUGCUGCCGUCCUCCAACCAGAGGCUCAGCCUCUACCAGGCCAUGAAGCAGAAGCUGCUGGGGCCAGGAGUGGCCCUAGCGCUGCUGGAGGCCCAGGCAGCCACUGGAGCCUUCACCGACCCCCAGAGCCUGGAGAGCCUGUCAGUGGAGGAGGCCGUGCGCAGGCAGCUGGUGGGGCCCGAGCUGUUUGCCCGGCUGAGACGGGCUGAGGCUGCCGUGACCGGCUUCAGGGACCCCUUUUCUGGGGAGCGGGUGUCCUUGUUCCAAGCCAUGAAGAAGGGCCUGGUCCACAAGGAGCAGGCUGCCCGCCUCCUGGAGGCGCAGGUGGCCACGGGAGGGGUCAUUGACCCCACAGGCCACUACCACCUGCCCAUGCCUGUGGCCACCGAGCGUGGCUGCAUCGACCAGGAAAUGGAGACGGCCUUGUCCAGCUCCUGCGAGACCUACCCCACACCAGAUGGCCGGGGACAUACCAGCUAUGUCCAGCUUCUGCGACAGUGUCUGAAGGACGAGGCCUCCGGCCUGUACCUCCUGCCCCUAAAGGAAAGUGCUCCUGCCAUCCCCACAGACCAGCAGGUCCAGGAGACCCUGCAAGCCACUCAGGGUGCUGAGGAUGGCACAUCCCUCUGGGAGCUGCUGAUGUCCUGCCACUUCACAGAAGAGCAGCGCAGGGGCUUCCUGGAGGAUUUCCGGGUGGGGAAGACCUCUGUGCAGCAGCUGCAGACGGCUGUGCGGAGCUGGGUGCAGGAGGCGAAGCUCCUGGCACAGGCCCAGGUCACAGUGCCCGGCCCUCGGGGCGAGGUUCCCGCUGUCUGGCUGCUGGACGCCGGCAUCAUCACCCAGGAGACCCUGGCGGCACUGGCUCAGGGCUCCCGAUCGCCGGCCCAGGUCGUCGAGGAACCUGCGGUGAAGGCCUGGCUGUGGGGCACAGGCUGCGUGGCCGGCGUGCUGCUGCAGCCGUCGGGGACCAAGGCCAGCAUCGACCAGGCUGUGAAGGAUGGCCUCCUGCCCGCGGGCCUGGGGCAGAGUCUGCUGGAGGCCCAGGUGGCCUCGGGCUCCCUCGUGGACCCUCUGACCAACCAGAGACUAUCCGUGGAAGAUGCAGUCAAGGCCGGCCUGGUGAGUGGGAUGUUGAGCGAGCAGCUCCAACAGGCAGAGAGGGCGGCGACCGGGUACACGGACCCCUACUCAGGGGGCCCCCUCUCGCUGUGGCAGGCCAUGGAGAAGGGGCUCGUGCCCCAGAGCAAGGGCCUCCCACUCCUGCAGGCCCAGCUGGCCACAGGGGGUGUGGUGGAUCCCACCUACGGGGUGCACCUGCCCCAGGGGGCAGCCUGCAGGCUGGGCCUCCUGGACGAGCGGACGAGUCAGGCCCUGACCGGGACUGACUCGGACAGCAAGUUCUUCUUCGACCCCAGCUCGCGGGAAAAGGUGACCUACCAGCAGCUCAAAGAGCGCUGUGUCCUAGAUGCUGACACGGGCCUGUGGCUGCUGCCCCUGCCCCAGGACGUGGCACUCGAGGUGGACAGGCACACAGCAGUGGCCCUGAGGGCCAUGAAGGUGCCCGUCGGGGCCGGGAGGUUCAAAGGGCUCACCGUGUCGCUCUGGGACCUACUGCACUCGGAGUAUGUCAGUGGUCACAGGCGGCGGGAGUUGGCUGCGCUCUGCCAGUCCGGGCGGGCCACGGCUCUGCGGCAGGUGGUCAGUGCACUCACUGCCCUGGUCGAGGCCUCAGAGAAGAAGCCCCCACAGGCCAUCUUCAGGGGGCUCCGGAAGCAGGUGUCAGCCAGCGACCUCUUCAGGUCCCAGGUGAUCGACAAGAAGACGCUGGAUGAACUCAGUCAGGGGACGAGGACAGUGCAGGAGGUCACACAGAUGGACAGCGUGCGGCGUUGCUUGGAAGGAGGCAACUUCAUUGCCGGAGUCCUUAUCCAGGCCACGAAGGAGAGGAUGAGCAUCUCAGAGGCCCUGAGCAGGCGCAUCCUGCGGCCUGGCACGGCCCUGGUGCUGCUGGAGGCCCAGGCGGCCACCGGCUUCCUCAUCGACCCCGUGACAAACCGCAAGCUGACUGUGGAGGAGGCCUUUGCAGCAGGGAUGUUUGGAAAGGAGACCUACCAGAAGCUGCUGUCGGCCGAGCGCGCGGUCACCGGCUACACCGACCCCUACACCGGGGAGCCCAUCUCCCUCUUCCAGGCCAUGAAGAAGGGCCUGAUCGUCAGGGACCACGGCAUCCGCCUGCUGGAGGCCCAGAUCGCCACGGGCGGCAUCAUCGACCCCGUGCACAGCCACCGGCUGCCCGUGCACGUGGCCUACCAGCGCGGCUACUUCGACGAGGAGAUGAACCGCGUCCUGGCGGACCCGGGCGACGACACCAAGGGCUUCUUCGACCCCAACACGCACGAGAACCUCACCUACCUGCAGCUGCUGGAGCGCUGUGUGGAGGACCCUGAGACCGGCCUGUACAUGUUACAAAUCAUAAAGAAAGGAGAGACGUAUGUGUACAUCGACGAGGCCACGAGGCAGGGCCUGCGAUCGCAGACCAUGAAGAUGCACGUGGGGAGGUUCGCAGGUCAGACCGUGUCCGUCUGGGACCUGCUGUCCUCUGAGUACUUCACGGAGGACAGGCGGCGGGAGCUGGUCCAGCAGCACCGAGCCCAGGCCAUGAGUCUGCAGCAGCUACUGGAGAUCGUCACCACCACAGUCGAAGAGACAGAAAAGCAACACCAGGACUUCAAGGUGCCGGGGAUUGGUGGGGACGUGACGGCCACAGAGUUGUUCAACGCUGGAAUCAUCGACAGGAAGAGCUUGGACGCCCUGCGGGGGGGACAGGCCCUCAGCGGCCUGGAGCAUGUGAAGACCUACAUAGAAGGCAGUGGCUGUAUUGCAGGUGUGACUGUCCCCUCCACACAGGAGGUGAUGAGCAUCUAUGAGGCCAGCACGAGGGGACUCAUCCCCACAGGCUUUGCAGCCCUGCUGCUGGAGGCCCAGGCGGCCACAGGGUUCAUGUUAGACCCCCACAGCCACCAGAGGCUCUCCGUGGAGAAGGCCGUGGCUGCCGGCCUGGUGGGUGAGGACCUUAAGGACCGGCUCCAGAAUGCAGAGAGGGCUGUGAAAGGCUACCCCGACCCAGACACGGGGUGCACGCUCCCGCUGCUCCAGGCCAUGGAGAGGAAGUUAGUCGACAGGGAGGAGGCGCUGAGACUGCUGGAGGUGCAGGUGGCCACAGGGGGCGUCGUGGACCCGAGGCACCACCACCGGCUCCCACUGGACGCGGCCUUCAGGCGUGGCUGUCUGCAUCAGGACAUGUACCCGCUUGUGUCCAGUCAGAAGCAUAUGAAAAAGAGGUUUGUGGAUCCCAACACACAUGAGAAGGUGACGUACCAGGAGCUUCAGCAGAGAAGCCUCCAGAAGGAGGAGGAGGGCUGGGCUUUGUUCCCUGUGAUCCGAGAUGAAAAGGAGUCCUCGUACAUCGAUGAAGCCACGAGAAAGGCCCUGGAGACUGAGUGGGUGGAAGUCACAGUCGGCAGGUACAAGGGUCAGAGGCCCUCAGUGUGGGAGCUGCUGAACUCGGAAUACGUCACAGAAGAGAAAAAAAUUGAGUUAGUUAGGACGUACCGAAGAGACACGAAGCGUGCGUUGGACAAGGUGGUGGAAAACAUCUUCCUGAUGAUCGACGAGAGAGAGAAGACCAGUAGGCAGUUCUGGUUCCGAGGCAUCAGGAGGCAAGUCACGGCCUCCGAACUGUUCCAAUCAGCGAUCAUCACCAAGGAGACGUUGCAGAACCUGGAGGAAGGACACAGCUCCGUGGAAGAUGUCAAGGAGGAUGAGGGCGUGCGGCGCUACCUGGAGGGCACGAGCUGCAUCGCGGGCGUGCUGGCGCCCGCCAAGGACGACCCUGCCAGGCAGGAGAAGAUGAGCGUGUACCAGGCCAUGUGGAAGGGCCUGCUGCGGCCCGGCACGGCCCUGGUGCUGCUGGAGGCGCAGGCGGCCACCGGCUUCCUCAUCGACCCGGUGCGCAACCAGCGGCUGUCUGUGGACGAGGCGGUGGCCGCCGGUGUGGUGGGCGGUGAGAUCCGCGACAAGCUGCUGUCGGCCGAGCACGCGGUCACCGGCUACACCGACCCCUACACCGGGGAGCCCAUCUCCCUCUUCCAGGCCAUGAAGAAGGACCUGAUCGUCAGGGACCACGGCAUCCGCCUGCUGGAGGCCCAGAUCGCCACGGGCGGCAUCAUCGACCCCGUGCACAGCCACCGGCUGCCCGUGCACGUGGCCUACCAGCGCGGCUACUUCGACGAGGAGAUGAACCGCGUCCUGGAGGACCCGGGCGACGACACCAAGGGCUUCUUCGACCCCAACACGCACGAGAACCUCACCUACAUGCGGCUGCUGCGCCGCUGCGUGCGCGACCCCGACACGGGGCUGUACAUGCUGCAGCUGGCCCGCCAGGGCUCGGCCCUGCAGCAGCUGAGCGAGGAGCUGCGCCGCGCCCUGCAGGAUGUCCGUGUCGCCCUGCCUCCGGGGGCGGGCGUCGCCGAGGGCCAGGACGUCCCCGUCUGGGAGCUGCUCUUCUACAGAGAGGUGUCCGAGAGCCUGCGGCAGGACCUGCUGGUCAGGUACCGGGAGGGCACGCUGACCCCACAGGAGCUGGGCGCCUCGCUCACGGCGCUGCUGGCGCACGCCCCCGCGCCCGCGAACCCUCAGCAGGCCCUGCGCGCCGCCACCAUGGAGGUCAAGGUGGGCCGCCUGCGGGGCCCGGCCGUGCCCGUGUGGGACGUGCUGGAGUCCGGCUACGUGAGCGCCGACAGGAGGGAGCAGCUGCUGACCCAGUUCCGCUCGGGAGCGCUGGGCCUGCCCGCGCUGACCCGCCGCCUCACCACCAUCAUCGAGGAGGCCGAGGAGGCCCAGGAGGCCCAGGGCACGCGGGGGGACGCGGCCCCCGGCCAGCGGGACGCCAGCCCGCAGGGGCGCGGUGACGGCAAGGCCGCCGGGCACCCGCAGGAGCAGGAGCUGCGUGCGGCCACCAUGGAGGUGCGUGCCGGACGGUUUCGCGGGCAGCCGGUGUCCGUGUGGGACAUCCUGUCCUCCUCCUACCUGACCCGGGCCCGCCGGGAGGAGCUCCUGGCCCAGCUCACGGCCGGCGACCUGUCCCUGCCUGGCCUGGUGGCCAUCCUCACCCAGAUAGUGGAAGAGACAGAGGAGCGCCUCAGCAAGGUGUCCUUCAGGGGCCUGCGGCGGCACGUGUCCGCGGCCCAGCUGGGCACGUCCGGGGUGCUGGACCCCGAGACCCUGCGGGGGCUGGCCCAGGGCACCAAGAGCCCCCAGGAGGUGCUGAAGAUGGACUCGGUCAGGCGCUACCUGGAGGGCACGAGCUGCAUCGCGGGCGUGCUGGCGCCCGCCAAGGACGACCCUGCCAGGCAGGAGAAGAUGAGCGUGUACCAGGCCAUGUGGAAGGGCCUGCUGCGGCCCGGCACGGCCCUGGUGCUGCUGGAGGCGCAGGCGGCCACCGGCUUCCUCAUCGACCCGGUGCGCAACCAGCGGCUGUCUGUGGACGAGGCGGUGGCCGCCGGUGUGGUGGGCGGUGAGAUCCGCGACAAGCUGCUGUCGGCCGAGCGCGCGGUCACCGGCUACACCGACCCCUACACCGGGGAGCCCAUCUCCCUCUUCCAGGCCAUGAAGAAGGACCUGAUCGUCAGGGACCACGGCAUCCGCCUGCUGGAGGCCCAGAUCGCCACGGGCGGCAUCAUCGACCCCGUGCACAGCCACCGGCUGCCCGUGCACGUGGCCUACCAGCGCGGCUACUUUGACGAGGAGAUGAACCGUGUCCUGGAGGACCCGGGCGACGACACCAAGGGCUUCUUCGACCCCAACACGCACGAGAACCUCACCUACAUGCAGCUGCUUCAGAAGGCUGUUGUUGAUCCUGAAACUGGCCUCUUAUUUCUUUCUCUUUCUCAGGAAUGAAAGAACUGUUUUUGUUACUGUUCACCUGUCAAAGGGUUUUACUCUACUCAGAACAUUCUAAAAUAACCUUUAAUGUAAUCUUUCUUAUGUGUUUCACACAUUUGUAAUAUUGUGGGGGUUUUUUCCCAGGGGCUUUUGUUUUUCCUUUCCAUUGAAAUAAUCAUGUUUCAUUGAUGGGCAUCUUGGGUAGUCUUUCAGUUCUCUGUUGAGUAUUCAAUGUGUUUUUAUUUGACAGAAAAUUGGCAGUUGGUCAUCAUUGAUAAACUCUGCUGCCCUUACUACAAAGAACUCUUUUCCUUGGCCCUUGUCCCUGUGGCUUCUUAGGUUGUAGAGCCAUCCCGUGACCAAAGAGUUGUGGUUUAAUUCCUGGUCAGAGCACACAUGUGUGUUGUGGGUUCCAUCCAUGGAUCCAGGCACUUGUGGUUCCCUGCGUAAGGGAUGCGACCGAUCUGUACUUCCUUGUGAUUGGAGUUUCUCUCUCUAAAAGCAAUGAAAAAUGUCUGGCGUGAGAAUUUUUUCAAAAAAUCUUUUGAAAGAACUCUUUUUCUUGGCAUUUCCACGUACCACGCUGAAAUUUAUAUGUCAUUUUGUGUAUUCCAGUUUUUAUUAAAUGCGUUCCUUUCAGUCACGAAGUUCUGCUUGUUGUGUGCCCUCCCCACCAGUUCCUGUGUUCAGUUUCCUCACUCACUGCUUCUCCGUGUGGGGUCUUUCUGCCGUGGCCAUUCGUGCCACUGCCUGUCCAGGAAGGGCACAGAGUGAUUCUG
Molecule: messenger RNA, 9623 nt
Organism: Artibeus jamaicensis (Jamaican fruit-eating bat)
Lineage: Eukaryota; Metazoa; Chordata; Mammalia; Chiroptera; Phyllostomidae
Product: epiplakin-like
Biological process (GO): wound healing; intermediate filament bundle assembly
Cellular component (GO): keratin filament; membrane; cell junction
Molecular function (GO): keratin filament binding; structural molecule activity
Source: RefSeq, a predicted model, not a curated record